AUGGCGGAUGCACAGAAACAGAUGCAGGCACUCUCGGACGAGUUCCAAAAGUUACAGACCGAACUGGAGAGCUUUGUCGAAGCUCGCCAGAAGCUAGAAUCGCAACAACAGGAAAACGAGGGUGUCCAGAAGGAGUUUAACUCAUUGGAUGACGAUGCGAAUAUCUACAAGCUCAUCGGGCCGGUCCUGUUGAAGCAAGAUAAGAACGAAGCUCUGAUGGCUGUCAAUGGACGUCUUGAGUUUAUUGAGAAGGAGAUUAAGCGAAUUGAGGGACAGAUCAAGGAAAAUCAAGACAAGAGUGACAAGAUGCGAGCAGAGAUUCUUCAAUACCAGAGCCAAAUGCAACAGCAAGCGGCAGCUGCACCCGCCUCCGCUUGA
This is a messenger RNA of Aspergillus bombycis, 378 nucleotides long. RefSeq names its product tubulin-binding prefolding complex subunit YKE2. Lineage: Eukaryota; Fungi; Ascomycota; Eurotiomycetes; Eurotiales; Aspergillaceae. Gene Ontology annotation, cellular component: prefoldin complex; cytoplasm. The coding region runs from base 1 to 378 and encodes 125 amino acids. Gene Ontology annotation, molecular function: protein-folding chaperone binding. The record is from RefSeq and is a predicted model, not a curated record. Gene Ontology annotation, biological process: protein folding; chaperone-mediated protein complex assembly. The transcript has 4 exons.